Molecule: messenger RNA, 2893 nt
Organism: Hirundo rustica (Barn swallow)
Lineage: Eukaryota; Metazoa; Chordata; Aves; Passeriformes; Hirundinidae
Gene: FES
Product: FES proto-oncogene, tyrosine kinase
Exons: 18
Coding region: 111-2678 (855 amino acids)
Biological process (GO): peptidyl-tyrosine phosphorylation; chemotaxis; cell adhesion
Molecular function (GO): non-membrane spanning protein tyrosine kinase activity; ATP binding
Source: RefSeq, a predicted model, not a curated record
UCCCCAGCAGCCGGAGCUGCACCAGGUCCAGACCGCGCCAGUCCCGGCCUCAGCAGGACGCCAGCAGCAGCCUCACGACAACAAACAUUUCCCCUGGCUGGACAGUGGCCAUGGGCUUUGGGCCGGAGCUGUGGUGCCCACAGGGGCACAGUGCACUGCUGCGGCUGCAGGAUGGGGAGCUGCGCCUCCUGGAGAUGAUGAAGAAGUGGAUGUCACAGCGGGCCAAGAGCGACCGGGAGUAUGCAGGGAUGCUGCACCACAUGUUCUCCCAGCUGGAAAAGCAGGAGGGCGCUUGGCAGCUCCAUGGUGACCAAGGUGGUCAGAUCGAGAAGUCCUGGUGGGUGCUGGUGAGCCAGACAGAGACGCUGAGCCAGAUCCUGCGGCGGCAUGCGGAGGAGCUGGCAGCGGGGCCGCUGGCCAAGCUGAGCCUGCUCAUCCGCGACAAGCAGCAGCUGCGCAAGGCCUUCAGCGAGCGGUGGCAACAGCUCAGCCAGGAGUACAGCCGGGCGACGCAGCAGGAGAUGGAGAAGCUGAAGGCACAGUACCGCAGCCUGGCACGUGACAGCGCCCAGGCCAAGCGCAAGUACCAGGAAGCCAGCAAAGACAAGGAGCGGGACAAGGCGAAGGAGAAGUACGUGCGCAGCCUCUGGAAGCUCCAUGCCCUGCACAACCAGUAUGUGCUGGCUGUACAGGCGGCUGCAUUGCACCAGCAGCACCACUACCAGCGGGUGCUGCCCAGCCUGCAUCAGUCCCUCUACGGUCUGCAGCAGGAGAUGGUCCUCGUCCUAAAGGAGAUCCUCAGGGAGUACUGCAGCAUCAGCAGCCUGGUACAGGAGGAUAUGUUGGCCGUGCACCAGGAGAUUGCCAGUGCCAUCCAGGCCAUCGACCCUGCCACUGAGUACAGCAACUUCAUCCAGAACCACCAGUACGAAUCUGAGGUGCCACCACCUGUGUCCUUUGAUGAGAGCCUGCUGGAGGACACAGAAAACCUGCUGCCAGGGGAGCUGCAGCUGAAUGAGCUGACCCUCGAAAGCGUCCAGCACUGCCUGACAUCGGUUGAGGAGGAGUUGGCGGCCGCCACGGAGGCCGUGAGUAUCAAGGAGCAGCAGACACGGGAGCUGAAGGCAGAGAUCCAUGAUGAGGAGCAGCACGGGAGCCCCGGGGAGCGGGUACACUUGUUGGGCAGGCGGCAGGGGCUGCACGAGGCGCAGCAGCAACUCGAGGGCUGCCUCUGUGCCCAGGCCAAGCUGCAGGUGCAGCGGGACCUACUGGCCAGGAAGCUGGCAGAGCUGGGCACCAGGGAUGCCCUGCCCGCCCUGCCUCUGCCAGAGGAUCGGCAGUCCAUCUCCUCCACGGAGCAGGAGAGGAGCGGGGCCAGUGCACUGGAGACCCUCAAGAACCACAUCACGGGCAUCUUCAGCCCAAAGUACUCGCUGCCACCCCCCGUGCCCCUAAUCCCAGACGUGCAGAAGCCGCUGUGCCAGCAGGUCUGGUACCACGGGGCCAUCCCACGCUCGGAGGUACAGGAGCUGCUGACCUGCAGUGGGGACUUCCUGGUGCGGGAGAGCCAGGGCAAGCAGGAGUACGUGCUCAGCGUGCUGUGGGAUGGGCAGCCCCGGCACUUCAUCAUCCAGGCUGUCAAUGUGAGCCACCACAAGCAGGGGGGAUGGCUGGGGUGGCCUUGCAUGGGCAGGCGCAGGUUUCUGCCCACCACAACCUCUCGGCCUCCCUCCCUGCAGAACAUGUUUCGUCUGGAGGGUGACAGCUUCCCCACCAUUCCGCUGCUCAUCCAGCACCUCCUGCAGAGCCAGCAGCCCAUCACCCGCAAGAGUGGCAUUGUCCUGGCCAGGGCUGUGCCCAAGGACAAAUGGGUGCUCAACCACGAGGACGUGCUGCUGGGGGAAUGCAUUGGUCGGGGUAACUUUGGGGAGGUGUUCAGUGGACGCCUGCGUGCUGACAAUACCCCCGUUGCCGUGAAAUCCUGCCGGGAAACCCUUCCACCUGAGCUCAAGGCCAAGUUCCUGCAGGAAGCCAGGAUUCUCAAGCAGUAUAGGCACCCGAACAUCGUGCGGCUCAUCGGCGUGUGCACGCAGAAACAGCCCAUUUACAUUGUCAUGGAGCUGGUGCAGGGGGGGGACUUCCUGACCUUCCUGCGCAGUGAGGGUCCCCACCUCCGCGUGAAGGAGCUGAUCAAGAUGACGGAGAAUGCUGCCGCCGGCAUGGAGUACCUGGAGAGCAAGCACUGCAUCCACAGGGACCUGGCUGCUCGCAACUGCCUGGUGACGGAGAGGAACACCCUGAAGAUCAGUGAUUUUGGGAUGUCGCGGGAGGAGGAGGAUGGCAUCUAUGCCUCCACAGGGGGGAUGAAGCAAAUCCCUGUCAAGUGGACAGCCCCAGAAGCACUCAAUUAUGGCCGAUACAGCUCAGAGAGUGAUGUCUGGAGCUUCGGGAUCCUGCUGUGGGAAGCCUUCAGCCUGGGUGCUGUCCCCUAUGCCAACCUCACCAACCAGCAGACACGGGAGGCAGUGGAGCAUGGUAUGCGGCUGGACCCUCCUGAGCAGUGCCCUGAGGAGGUGUACCAGCUGAUGCAGCGCUGCUGGGAGUAUGACCCCCACAAGCGACCCAGCUUCAGCACCAUCCACCAGGAUCUCGUUGCCAUCCGCAAGAGGCACCGGUGACAGGGAGCACCAGGGGCCCUGGAUCCAUCCCAUGGCAGUGCCUGGGGGCACAGCAGAGCCCUGUCUUGGCAGCGGGUACUGCAGGGUGACUGUGUGCUGUUUGAGCCCCAGGGCAGGGGCUCCUGCAUGCCCCAGGGUCGGGGCUCCUGCCCGGUUCCAUCUUGUGCAAUAAACACACGAGCUCUGCAGCUGUGUAUCUACAAGCUGCGAGGGGA